Messenger RNA from Populus nigra (black poplar), 1649 nucleotides. RefSeq lists its product as uncharacterized. The coding region runs from base 206 to 1516 and encodes 436 amino acids. The record is from RefSeq and is a predicted model, not a curated record. The transcript is spliced from 4 exons. NCBI's taxonomy places the organism in Eukaryota, Viridiplantae, Streptophyta, Magnoliopsida, Malpighiales, Salicaceae.
AAGUUUUGACCAUACCAUGUAAAAGUAGUCUCCAGCAACGUAGAGAUGCACAACACACACAAGUCGAGGUUCAGACAGACACUAUCCCCAUCUCCCUCUCUCUAAAAUCUAGUUUAGUUUUAACACAUUUAUUUUGGUUUUCUCUCUCUAUAGUCCGAAAACUGAAAACCCAUAAAAGAGAACCCUCACUUUCACUCGCUAAAAAAUGGCAGUUGCUUACCCGCAAACAGAUAACUCAUCUUCUACGACGCAAAUCCCUCUCAUAUAUGAAGACCAAGGAGAUGAAGCCCAUCUCUCCAAGUCUUUAAACCAUUUAGAGACCUUUUUAAGGGUCUUUGGCUUUUGUCAGUAUUCCUUUUUAAGCCUCAUACUCUCAUGGCUUUCUUUUCUGCUUCUUGGUAUUGCUCUUCCUGCUGUCAUGAUCGAGUAUUUGUCUCACUGUACUGACUGUAAGAAGUACCAAAUUAGUAGCUUUGAGAUUCAGGUUUUGGUGUUUCAGUCUUUAGUUGCUACCAUUUCUCUUGCUUGUGUUUCACAUAACUUGAGGAAGUAUGGGAUCAGGAAGUUUCUAUUUGUGGACCGGUUUCAUGGACAUAUGGCACAGUAUCGUGAUGAAUAUGUCAAGAAGAUCAAUGGUUUCUUCCGCUUGUUGGCUGUAUGGCUGCUACCGUUCCUCGUCCUGAAGACUAUCCGCGAGGCUGUUCGUGUAAUAUAUGCUCCACACCAUUCUUGGGGACAAUCUGUUGGUAUUCUGAUAGCUUUGGUUGUCUCGUGGACCUAUUCGAUUACUAUAUAUUUAUCAGGCUGUACUUUAUUCAAUUUAGUAUGCAAUUUUCAAGUGAUUCACUUUGAGAAUUAUGGGAAGCUUUUAGAAAGGGAUUUGGAUGUUACACAGUAUAUUGAGGAACACAUUCGUCUAACACAUUAUCUGUCUAAGAUAAGCCAUAGGUUCCGAAUAUUUUUCGUUCUUGAGCUCCUGGUUGUGACAGCUAGCCAGGUUGUGGCGUUAUUUCAAACUACAUGGCAUAGUGAAAUUAUCAAUCUCAUCAAUGGUGGUGAUUUUGUGAUCUCGUCUAUAGUUGAGCUUGUUGGGUUAAUAAUUUCCCUGCAAGCUGCUGCGAAAAUCACACAUCGAGCUCAAGGCACUGGAUCGGUUGCUGCUAAAUGGCAUUCUUUAGUUACAUGUGCCUCUGAUGACACUUCUCAAGUGGAAAUAGGCACUAACAGUGGAGGCUCGGAGGCUGCCAAUCCAAGCAACUUGUUACACAUAAAUUAUUCAGAAAGUGAUUUGGAGGCAGUUGACUAUGUGCCAGUGCCAACCACUAACCAGUUGGCUUCAUACAUGUCCUCAUAUCACAAGAGACAAUCGUUUGUGAUGUAUUUGCAGUCCAAUCCUGGUGGGUUUACAGUUUUUGGAUGGACAGUUGAUCGGACACUCAUCAACACUAUCUUCUUUUUGGAGAUUUCACUAGUUCUUUUUGUACUGGGGAAGACCGUAACUCUCUAUCAUUCUUGAUUCUGGUUUGUUGUUUGUGUAAUGGCGUUAGAAGCAUCUCCCUGUUGGCAGCCUUGUUUUAACAUUAGGUUGCUUACUAUAGUUGACAAAUGGGACGCAAUGUUGAUUUAUUGAUGUCAUUUUUUUCUUGUUC